GAAAAAGAAAAUACUUUGUCCCAAUCUCCAAGUUUUAGUCUCAAGAUCUGACAUAGGAAUCCGCUAAUGGCUUAUGAUUAACUAAUUUUAGCAAACUCGCUGAGAUAAAUAGCAGCAAAAAUCUCACUCCUACGUGUCUCAGCCACAAAUAUCUUCAUUCUCCCAAGCCAUUCAACAUUUCUGAUUCAAUUUUAUAGCACUCACAUUACACAGAGAGAGAGAGAUAGUGCUUCCUCACUUUCUAGAGCUCUGGGAUUUUGAUAAUUUCUGCAAUUUAGUCAUUGCAAAAAUUUGCAAUGGACUACCCAUUUACGUUGCCAUGCAAAUUCACUUCUAGUUCAAGUGUUAUUGCUUCAAGAAAUAAUCUUAUAUGCCCAAUAAAUAACACCCCAUCAAAAUCCUUCUCUAAGAGAGCUGGGAUUCUUGGUCCUGAUGGAAAAAAUCUUGGCUUUUUUUCGAUUAGACCUCUCAAAAGAGGGGAUUCUGCUAAAAUGACCGUUACUGCCGUUUCUUCGGUUGAACCCAGGGAAGGAAUGAAGGAAGAAAAGAGAGAAGAGAAGCAGUCUAAGAAGUUGGGUGGCGAUAAGGUGAGGUUGAAGCUCAGGCUAGACCACCAGGUCGAGUUUGGGGAGCAUGUCGCAGUGUUGGGGUCCGCUAAGGAGUUUGGGUCGUGGAAGAAGGAGGUGAUGAUGACAUGGACAGAGAGUGGAUGGGUUUGUUGUAUGGAUUUGAAGAGACCCGAGGAGGCCGUGGAGUAUAAGUUUGUGAUAGUAGGUCAGGAUAAGAAGUUGAAUUGGGAACAUGGAAAUAACCGAGUCUUGAAGAUUGCAGAAAGGGGGAGUUUUUCUGUUGUUUGUAAGUGGGGCAAGACUACAGAGGAGGUGAAGCUGCUGCCUUGGGAGGGGGAAGACGAGCAAGAAGUGGAGGCGAGAGGGAGUGAGAAUGGGAAGAGUGUUGCUUCUGCAGUAGAAGAGGGUGUUGCUGCUAGUUCAUUUGUGGACCAAUGGCAGGGGAAGGAUGUCUCGUUUCAUCGCUCACAGGAUAACCUGGAUGGAGAGAAGAAGAUACGCUGGGAGACUUCGGGUCUCGAAGGAAUUUCGCUCAAGUUGGUUGAAGGUGACCGCAGUGGACGGAACUGGUGGCGGAAGCUUGAAGUUGUUCGAGAGCUUGUGGCUGAAAACAUCGACAGUGAAAAGCGCUUGGAAGCUCUUACAUAUUCAGCAAUAUAUCUGAAGUGGAUAAACACAGGUCAGAUUCCUUGCUUCGAAGAUGGGGGUCAUCAUCGACCAAACAGGCACGCGGAGAUUUCCAGGCUUAUAUUCCGUGACCUGGAACGAAUCUCCAGCAGGAAAGACACUUCACUUCAGGAGCUUCUCGUUAUCCGCAAGAUUCAUCCUUGCUUGCCGUCUUUCAAGGCAGAGUUCACAGCAUCUGUUCCCCUAACGAGGAUUCGAGACAUUGCUCACAGGAAUGACAUCCCUCAUGACCUCAAGCAAGAAAUCAAGCAUACGAUACAAAACAAGCUUCAUCGAUGUGCGGGCCCUGAGGAUUUAGUUGCCACAGAGGCAAUGCUUGCGAGAAUCACGAAGAAUCCCGGACAAUAUAAUGAAGCUUUUGUUCAGCAGUUCAAGAUAUUCCAUCAAGAGCUUAAAGAUUUUUUCAACGCUGGAAGUCUGGAAGAACAGCUGGAAUCAAUCAAAGAUUCACUGGGUCAGAGCUCAGCCCUACCUCAGUUUUUAGAAUCUAAAAAGGCACUGGAUAAUAUCAGUACAAAUGAUAUUUCUAAAACUGAAUGGAUAAGAGUAUUGAUGAAAACUAUACAAUCUUUGGACAAUCUCCGCCAAGAAAUCGCAAAGGGUCUUGAUAGCGGGCUUAGAAACGACGCCCCUGAUGCUGCAAUAGCAAUGCGGCAAAAGUGGCGGCUAUGCGAGAUUGGACUUGAAGACUAUUCGUUUGUUCUUCUAAGCAGGUUUGUCAAUGCACUCGAAGCUGUUGGUGGGGCCCACUGGCUUGCGGAGAGUGUAGAACAAAAGAAUGCUACUUCUUGGAGCGAGCCACUCAAUGCUCUAGUCGCCAGCAUACAUCAGUUGGGCGUAUCAGGAUGGAAGCCCGACGAGUGCAAAGCUAUAGGAAACGAGCUUAUAGCUUGGCAAAAUAGAGGUCUUCUGGAAACCGAAGGCAGCGAAAAUGGUAUGAGAAUAUGGGGUUUGAGGCUUAAAGCUACACUUGAUAGAGCUAAGAGACUAACUGAAGAAUACUCUGAGGCACUUCUUAAUGUAUUCCCUGAAAGAGUUCAGACGUUGGGAAACGCCUUUGGAGUUCCUGAUAACACAGUUAGGACGUAUGCUGAAGCUGAGAUCCGUGCUGGUGUGAUUUUUCAGGUUUCCAAACUGUGCACCCUUCUUCUGAAGGCUGUUAGGAACGUUCUCGGGUCUCAGGGGUGGGAUAUUCUUGUACCGGGAGAUGCUGUUGGAACCCUCAUCCAGGUGGAGAGCAUCGUUCCUGGGUCGAUACCAUCAUCUGUAACGGGACCUGUUAUUCUAGUCGUAAACAGAGCUGAUGGAGAUGAAGAGGUAACAGCUGCUGGAGCUAAUAUUACCGGAGUCAUCCUUAUGCAGGAGCUGCCUCAUUUAUCUCAUCUUGGUGUCCGAGCGCGGCAAGAAAGGGUUGUUUUUGUGACCUGUGAAGAUGAUGAGAAAGUUUCUGAUAUCAGAAAUCUUAGUGGGAAAUUUGUGAGGUUGGAAGCGUCGCCUGCAGGGGUCAGCUUGGCUCAAGCUUCAGCAGAGAGCAACAACGGUAACAUUCCAGUGGGAAAUAAACCAACUGAUGUUUCCUUCAAGGCAGAACAAAACAGCACGUCCUCGGAUACAGAGACUACAUCAGACAUCAAUACGGGUAUGUCGUCUGGAGGUGUUAUAGCGAUUGAGGAUGCUAAAGUUCAAGAUUCCGGUGCAAAGGCUGCAUCGUGUGGUCGCCUAGCUUCGUUGGCUGCUGCUUCGAACAAAGUAUAUAAUGAAGGAGGAGUUCCUGCGUCGUUCAACACCCCGAAGGGAGCGGUGAUCCCGUUCCGUUCCAUGGAACUGGCCUUGGAACGCAACGGGUCAAUGGAGACCUAUGUCUCACUUCUCGAGAGCAUAGAAACGGCUGAGAUCGACGGAGAGCUCGACCGGCUGUGUAACCAGCUGCAGGAGCUCAUUUCUUCUUUGAAUCCUUCGAAAGAAACCAUCGAAACCAUAUCGAAACUAUUUCCGGAUAGCGCGCGGCUGAUAGUCCGUUCGAGUGCUAAUGUCGAGGACUUGGCUGGGAUGUCGGCUGCGGGGCUGUACGAGUCGAUCCCGAAUGUUAGCCCGUCUAAUCCGAUCGUCUUUGGACACGCCAUCGGCCGUGUCUGGGCAUCGCUCUACACCCGCAGAGCCGUGCUGAGCCGCAGAGCAGCCGGCGUGCCGCAGGACCAAGCCGUGAUGGCGGUACUGGUGCAGGAAAUGCUCUCGCCGGACCUCUCGUUUGUGCUCCACACGGUCAGCCCGACGGACAAGAACAAGGACGUAGUCGAGGCGGAGAUCGCCCCGGGGCUCGGGGAAACCCUAGCUUCGGGCACGAGGGGCACACCGUGGAGGCUCGCCUCCGGGAAGUUUGACGGGGUGGUGCAGACGCUGGCGUUCGCCAACUUCAGCGAGGAGAUGGUGGUGCGCAGCGGCGGCCCCGUCGAUGGGGAGGUCAUAAAGCUGACGGUGGACUACAGCAAGAAGCCCUUGACCAUUGAUCCCAGCUUCCGGCAGCAGCUCGGCCGGAGGCUCGGAGUUGUCGGGUUCUUCCUCGAGCAGAAGUUCGACGGCCCACAGGACAUCGAAGGGUGUUUGGUCGGGAAAGAUAUCUACAUCGUGCAGACACGUCCGCAGCCGCUCUAAGGGCUGUCGGAUCGGAUGCUCGUAAAUUAUCCAUGCUUGUCACGUGUAUAAUUGACAAUACAAGAUCUUAAAUAAUACUACUAUGAUAAGAGGGUAGAAGUUGGAAAAUAUGCUUGGAUGAAGAAUAAAUGUGAGAUGGAAAUUAGUAGAAAAACUUCACUUAUUUGAGUGGCAAUUUCCAUGGCCAUACUAAUAUUUUAUAUGUUUGUUUCAAAUAAUUUUAAUCUUACUUGAAAGUUACAGUGAAAUAAAUGGCAACGUGUCUUGUAUUUUA
Molecule: messenger RNA, 4182 nt
Organism: Salvia miltiorrhiza (redroot sage)
Lineage: Eukaryota; Viridiplantae; Streptophyta; Magnoliopsida; Lamiales; Lamiaceae
Product: phosphoglucan, water dikinase, chloroplastic
Exons: 19
Coding region: 297-3908 (1203 amino acids)
Biological process (GO): phosphorylation
Molecular function (GO): starch binding; ATP binding; kinase activity
Source: RefSeq, a predicted model, not a curated record